Messenger RNA from Colius striatus (speckled mousebird), 2495 nucleotides. It is a transcript of the gene GCNA, whose product is annotated as germ cell nuclear acidic peptidase. The transcript has 10 exons. NCBI's taxonomy places the organism in Eukaryota, Metazoa, Chordata, Aves, Coliiformes, Coliidae. The record is from RefSeq and is a predicted model, not a curated record. The coding region runs from base 131 to 1600 and encodes 489 amino acids. Gene Ontology annotation, cellular component: nucleus.
GCUGGCCUUUUACCUUCUUCUCUGUAAUGAAGUAAACAGAGUUCCUUAAAACAACUUCGGAAAUAAUCCCAGCCAUGCCUUGUGCUUCUCUUCCAGCAGCGAUGAUGAAUUUGAAAAGUUUUUAGCUAAAAUGAAAACUCCCAAAUCUGUUUUGAAAAAGGCAGAUGCAAGUUUGAAGGACUUCAUUGAUGACUCAGAUGAUUUCUUCUUGGACUUUAAAGUGAAAAGGAGCACAACAAAGAAUGCACAGAAGGAUCUUCAGACCCCAAAGAAGCUGAUGACUUCUGGAAAGAAAAGCAGUUGCUGCCAGGAGUUGGAAUAUCCAGAGGCUUCAAGUGACACUGAAGAUUCUGUCUUUGAAGAAAAUUUAUGGCAUGACUACCAAAAAAAGGAAGUGACAGACUUGAAAGGGAGCUGGAGGUUCAUAAAACUCCCACCUCCCCAAAAUCUCAGAGAGUCGAUUUCCAGAGGCAGUCCAGACUUCCUUACUAGAAGGAAAGAAAGAAGCUGUGAAAAGAGCACAGAAAAUAAAGUGCCAACAGUAACACGACGACAAAGCACUGAGGUAGAAUCAGAGAGCUCAGAUGAUGAAUUUGAAGCAUUAAUAGAACGGAUAAGGAAACGGAGCACACCCCGAAAACCAAUCUUAGGCAUGAGUAAAACUGUCUACCAGCCAAGCACAACAGAAAACAUCAAGCCUACCUGUAAAGAUACCCAGCUCUUGAAAGGGGAGGGAGUCAAGACACCAAAGUCAAAUUCCAUUUCACUUCAAGUGACACCUUCCAGGACAGUGGCUUCUGCAACAAUUCCUAGGAAUGAAUUUCUCUACUGCUCACAAUCAGCAAAGACAGAGAGAAGGCCCAGGGUGUGCUCAGUGCCUGGCUGUUUCUUGCAAGAUCUCUCAAACCCAGCUUCCCCCUACGUGAAGUAUUUCAAGAAGAAUAAAGAGGAGCUGGCACAGAAGCUUUACUGUCUGUAUAACAGUACCAUCUUUGAGCAUAAGUUGCCAGAGAAGAUGACAAUAAGCUGGAAUAAGAAAAUGAGGAAGACAGCAGGCUAUUGUGUGACUGGGCAGACAGAAGGUCCCGAGGCAAAGCGUUAUGCUCGCAUUGAGCUGUCUGAGAAAGUCUGUGACUCUGCAGAUCGUCUUCGGGACACACUAGUUCAUGAGGCUUGCCAUGCAGCCACCUGGCUGAUCAACGGUGUUCGUGAUGGACAUGGACCAAUCUGGAGAUGCUAUGCCAAAAAAUCAGCUGUGAUCCACCCAGAGCUGCCAGUAGUAACACGAUGCCACAGCUAUGAGAUUAAUUACAAGUUCACUUACGAGUGUGUUCUUUGCAAAGCUAAGAUUGGACGUCAUUCCAAGUCUCUGGACACAGAGCGUUUCGUGUGUGCAUUCUGUGGAGGGCAGCUGGUUCUGAGCCAGCCCAGGGGGAAGGAUGGCACUCCUGCCAAAACACAUCUCACACCCUUUGCAAAAUAUGUGAAAGAAAACUAUGGACUUGCUAAAAGAGAGCAGCGUGGGCUGAGCCACGCAGAAGUCAUGCGGAAACUCAGUGAGGAUUUUGCUUCCAAAACUAAGCUUCAAGAUUCCUUGUAAUAUCUCAGUGUGCUUUGUUUCUUGAUGCCCCUUAAAUUUGUAGUAAAUGAGUCUAAAGAUGAGGAUUCCAGGUAAUUGAAGUAUUUCAGCAUUAAAUACUUGUAGUGAAGAAGACCUCAAAGCCUUUUCUGAAAUGGGCAAGAGCGAGCCAGAAGGAAUGAUGAUAAAGUCCAUAGUGAUGCACAAGUCAGGGUUGUCCUUCUCAGACUUCAGAUAAACACCUGUGCCUGGGAAGAUGCAGUUUUAGGCCUUUUGUGGGACUGACUUGCUCUGUUUGUCUGGAAUUUUCUGAAUGGUAUUUACACAUGGUGCUUCACAGCAUGUCUUGUGACUCCAGUGAACAAGGGAUCUACUCUGUCAUCUGAGCAGCUGAUGUGCUAUAGGCUCUGUGUGUGUGCGCUGAAGUACUCCUAGGUAUCUGGCUGAGAUUGCCAGAUGCAAGAAAAAUCCAGGCCCACCAGCCAAAGUCCUCUGAUUCUGAAUUGACUUCCAAGCAGGAAAAGGGGCAGACCUGAGGAAGGUUUCCACAUGGCUUCAGGCAUUCUCCCAAGCAGAGUUUCUUGAGUGAUCCUCGGCUGUUUUGGUUAAAAAGGUAGAUGAUGCCUUGAGUCUGUUAGAGAAAGUGGAGUUUCUACAGUGCCCUUUGGCCCUUAGCAAGGUCAGAGUUCUUUCUCAUUAGGUUUUGAUUGCAGUUGUGCCUGUCACUGAGAUUUCAUAGAAACUAAAAUAGAUGCUGAAGCUUAGGUUGGAGAAAGCAAGUUCUAACGCUUGCCACCAUAGAAGGAGAAGGUCUGGUCUGAAGUCUUUCAUGUAGAACAUGACAAUGUGUGUUACUCUGUGUGUAUUUGCAAUGAACAAAUGGCUUAGGGGAUUAGUAAUUUUGAAUAAUCAAUAA